Messenger RNA from Plutella xylostella (diamondback moth), 1211 nucleotides. RefSeq names its product carboxypeptidase inhibitor SmCI. The record is from RefSeq and is a predicted model, not a curated record. NCBI's taxonomy places the organism in Eukaryota, Metazoa, Arthropoda, Insecta, Lepidoptera, Plutellidae. Gene Ontology annotation, molecular function: serine-type endopeptidase inhibitor activity.
GUAAAAACAAUACGUAAUUUUGUGUAUAUAUAUUAUCUGAUAAUCAAACGCAGGACAACGCGAAAUCGGGUACUGACGGUUUAUGAUGAGACCGAAAGUUAUGUUUAUGGUUAUAUACCUACCUACCUUUUAUACCUAUAAUAGGAGAUCACUCUAUAAUCUCCACAUUCUUAAAAAAAUUAUGAAUUUUUAUUGAAAAAAAGCAAUCAUUUUCAUGCUAAUAAAACCCAUAGUAACAAAGUAUCUAUACCUAUAAAUAUUAAUUGUUUUCCCAACAAAUCGGACUUUAUUACUAUUAUUACAAGUGAACAGAUUCUGUUAUUUUACUGUUUGUUAAGGAUACUUACAUGUUUUAAAUAAAACAAUGCUAUUUUUGCAAGUAAUUUUUCUGUUUGGUUAUUUAACCGAGCAUACGUCAAUGGCUUAUCUUUAUCCUGAAUAUCCUGAUCGAGUUGGUAGUAUUACAGACAUAGACCCAGCCUGUCUUUUGCCACCUGAGCGCGGUAUGUGCAAGGCCCGCAUGCCUCGGUACUACUUUGAUCCAAAAACUUUAAGUUGCUCGUCAAAAUUCAUCUAUGGCGGUUGUCAUGGAAAUGGAAACCGAUUUUUAACUGAACUACAAUGCAAAAAUAAAUGUUUCCCAGCAAGAGCAAGUAUUACAGACAUAGACCCAGCCUGUAUUUUGCCACCUGAGACCGGUAUGUGCAAGGCCCGCACGCCUCGUUACUACUUUGAUUCAACAACUGGAAGUUGCUCGACAUUCAUCUAUGGCGGAUGUGGCGGAAAUGGCAACCGAUUUUUAACUGAAGAGCAAUGCAAAAAUAAAUGUUUAAAUAAAUCUUUAGCAAGAACAAGUACGCCUGAAUAUUGCCAGCUGUCCUUUGACUACGGAGAUUGCCAUUUCAAUGGUUUGGUACUAUCGCCGCGAUGGUACUAUGACCCGGACACAGCCUCGUGCAAGGUGGCCAUGUACUCGGGCUGUGGCGGCAACGGAAACCGUUUCGACACUGAGGAAGACUGCUAUGAUACGUGCGCUGAACCAAAACCAACUAAUAAAUUGCCCAAGCCGAGCCUUCGUGAAACUGGAGUUUCAGCUAUUUUAGGAAGCGAGAAGUUACAAGGCAUACUAGAAAACAUAUUCAGGACCAAAACACCAAAAAACUUGAUGAUAGUUUUUGAUCUAUAGAUAUGAUGAUUAAAGUUACAAAUAA